AUCUUGAGUUAUUUUCAUGUGCCGGCGGGUAAAAGGACGCAUCCGUGUGUUCUUGUUUCUGACCAAUGAAAAUGCGGGACAUGAUCUCAAUGUGCGGAACAAACAGUCAAGAUGCUGUGCGAAGCGGGACACCUAGUCACCCUAUCACAGCAUAGGAUGUAGCUGUUUGGUAAAAUCUUUGUUCAAGUUAAACUGUCCUCUAGAACUCGCAACUUCUAGACAAGCCGUGCGUCACAUCAGAGACGUAGAGGGCGGUACAACCUUUACCUGCGCUGUACAGGAAUGUAGCCUAACUUGUUGUUGCCACGCUGUAUGGUAGUAGGCCUAGUCUGUCAGUGACAUUUUGAAGUGAGCACAUUAAAAUCACUGUUUAAAAAUUCUGAGUCAAAUUUGCUAAUAGCUCUUCAGGGUAGGCUAGACGAGAGUUUCAAGUUGGUGAAGACGCAAGUGUUUGUGUAGAUGGGUCACAGCCCCACCCUGCGGUGACACACUCACACUCCUGCAGUCCGUAGCCUACAAGCCUACAACAAGAAGCGUAACUGCAACACUGCAAUCACUCUAAAAACCAGUCGGUUUUCAUGGACUAGAAGGGAUGGCAACACGAGCAAGACUUGUAUGUUUUCUCUCAAUGUUAUAUCUCCUUCUGAAAACAAGUAAUGGAUCUGCGACCGGAGGAAAGCGAGGAUACGUAGACAAAUGCUCUGUGAAGCAGGAGUUCCUAUCAAAUUCAGAUGAGAGUGGAGGGAAACUGGGUGUCACGUUCCGCAAUGACAAUUGCUCCUUGAACUGGAAUCCAGUGGGCAAGCAUGCUAUCCAUGAGGUCAGCAAUGUCACCUUCAGUCACUUGUCCUGUGACAGCCAGGCAGCCGUGGUGGUCCAUUGGAUGGCUAGUCCUCUUGGUAUUGAACAUGUGAAAGGCUUCCGGGUGUAUCUGGAGGACAAGAGCCCCGAGGGGAAGCAGUGCCAGCAUAUGAUCCUGAAGGAGCCCCGGCAGCUCAACUUCUCCUAUAAAAGCGUGAGAAUGAGCUCACAGCCAUUUGUUGGUCUUGCCUUUGAGGCGGACUACAUGGUGAGGAUCGUUCCUUUUCCCACCUUCAUGAAUGACAGCUGCUGUCCGCCCUCCUUCCUCCGCACUAACAGCUGUGAGGUGCUCCUUGGCCCAGACAACCUUGUAUGCAAACCAUUCUGGAGGCCAAAGAUGCUCAACGUGUCCCAAAGCGGCUCCAACCUGCAUGUGGUGUUCGACCAUGCUCCCUCCACCUUCGGCUUUGGCCUCUACUAUGUGUACUACAAGCUGAGGCAGGAGGGCCCUUUCCGACUGAAGCGCUGCAAGCCGGAGUCUAACUUACCCAAGACAACCUGUAUCCUGCAGGAUGUGACUCCAGGAACGUAUGCAAUAGAGCUGCGAGAUGACAACAACACCACCAGGAGACAAACCCAGUAUCACGUCAGCCAAGUUCACUCUCCCUGGGCCGGCCCCAUUCGAGCCAUGGCCAUCACUGUCCCACUGGUCAUCAUGUCUGCUUUUGCCACGCUCUUCACUGUCAUGUGCCGAAAGAAGCAACAAGAGAACAUUUACUCUCACCUGGAUGAGGAGAGCUCUGAGUCGUCCUUGCACACCACCGUCCUCAGCACGGACCGGCCCUGGCCGAGGCCCAAGGUCUUCGUCUGCUACUCCGGCAAAGACUGCCCCAAACAUACCGCCGUCAUCCAGUGCUUCGCCUUCUUCCUACAGGACUUCUGUGGCUGUCAGGUGGCACUGGACCUCUGGGAACACUUGCAGAUCUGUAAAGAGGGCCAGAUGUCCUGGCUGAGCCGCCAGGUGGACGAGGCCCAAUUCAUCAUCAUCGUGGGCUCCAAAGGGCUCAAAUACUUUGUGGAGAGGCGCCAUAGACGAGGCAAAGGGUCUGCAAAGGAUCGAACCCGAGACCGAGUCAAAGAGCCCCCCACACCUGCCGCCACAGAGCCGAGUGGCCGUGACACCUUCGUGGUGGCCGUGGCCAUGAUCGCAGAGAAGCUCCGCGAGGCUCACCAGACCUCACUGGACCUCUCCCGCUUCAUGGCGGUCUACUUCGACUACUCCCAUGAGAGCGAUGUGCCCACGUGCCUGUCCGCGGUGCCUCACUUCAAGCUGAUGGACCAGCUGCCACUGCUGUUCGCCAGGCUUCACUCACGCCAGCUCAACCUACCCGACCGUGAGCCGCAGCCGCCUAAUGUCAGCAAGCGGAACUACUUCCGCUCCAAAUCAGGGCGCUCGCUCUAUGUAGCCAUCUGUAAUAUGCACCAACACAUUGCCCAGGAGCCUGAUUGGUUUGAGCGGCAGCUGGCUCCUGCUCCUCCUCCUCCACCCGUUCCAGGUCCCAAGCGUGGAGCCGCCGGCUGUGCCUCAGCCUCUGUGGAGGCGUCCGUGGAGAGGUUCGACUCCGGCGUGGUGCUGAACGAGGUGGUGCUGAAGCGGCCCUCGGAGAGCGACUGUCCGGUGAAGACUAGUGUCCUCCUGCUGCCUGCAUCUCUGGGCCUCACGGUGUGCUCUCUCCCCGGGCUGGCCUGUAACACGGUGAGCUCCCAGGCAGACUGCGAAGGCCUCUCGUCCUCACAAGAAGGCUCCUCCAGCCCGCCCGAGAUGCCAAGGGACUCUGGGAUCUAUGACUCGUCCGUUCCGUCGUCAGAGCUGUCCAUCCCCCUGAUGGAGGGGCUCUCUCCUGACCAGGCUGACACUUCAUCACUGGCUGACAGUGUGUCCUCCUCCUCUGGGCUAGGAGAUGAGGAGCUUCCUGCCGUGGGCCCGAUGAACUGUACCUUACCCACCAUCUGCAAAGUGGAGCUCCACCACAACCUGGAGCCCAGUAAAGGACUGACCGCGGCAGCAACAUCGUAGCGCUGUACAUGGAUGUGCAUAGACACUUUUAUGCUCCAGCCUAUCCACACCCCGUC
Clupea harengus (Atlantic herring) is the source of this 2934-nucleotide messenger RNA. RefSeq names its product interleukin 17 receptor D (gene il17rd). Gene Ontology annotation, molecular function: interleukin-17 receptor activity. The record is from RefSeq and is a predicted model, not a curated record. Lineage: Eukaryota; Metazoa; Chordata; Actinopteri; Clupeiformes; Clupeidae.